GACGAGUAGGGAGCACGUCAAGGAGCCGGGAGGUCGAGGGAGGAGGAGUGAGGCUCGGAGGGAUGGAGGGAGACGCGGUGAUUCACCUCCACGUGGGUGGGCGACCAGAGAGGGUGAUGUUCAACAGGGGCAGCUCUGCCGAUGACGUGAAGGAGCUGUUCCGUGCGGCCGCGGAGGCGAAGCCGGGAGACAUCGUGAAGCUGUACAACGCCAGCGGACACCUCGUCAACGUCUCCCCGGCGCUGGCAGCCAACAGCAGCGAGCAGCCGUACUCCCUCAUCGUGGUGGCCUCGCAGUGUCCCAAGCUGAUCCCCUCGCUGGGAUUUGACCUCCUGGACUUGGAGAAGAGAGUGGAAAGCCUGGAGAGGACGGUUGUGGCCGGCAUUGGGGACCGGCCUCCGGGCCUCCUCGACCUCCAGCGCGAGGUCGCGUCCUUUCGCAAGAAGCUCGAGACGGUGGAGCACCUGAGCUGGCUGGGCCUCUUCAAGGACCUGAACCAGGAGGCGGCAAAUCUCUCCCCCUUCUACCACCGGCGCCUGCUCAGGAAGACCAGCGCCGAGUGCUCCCGCGUCGAGGAGCGCUUCUUGCAAGUGUGCGACGUCGAGUUGACAGAGGAGGUCAGACGCUGCCUCAAGACGCCCACUUUUGACAACUGGCAGUGGGAGGAUGCCGAGAUGCUGCUGCUGCUGCUGCAGAUGUUCCUCGACCUGGAGCUGGUGUCCGCGUUCGGCGUGGAGCGGCGCGUGCUGCGCCGCCUGCUGCUGCGCGUCUACGCGCGCUACAACCACAUCCCCUUCCACAACUUCCAGCACUGCUUCUGCGUCUCGCAGAUGAUGUACGGACUCAUCUGCAUCACGGAUCUGCGGAGCAAGAUGGAGCACAUCGACCUGCUGGCCAUGCUCACCUCCUCCGUGUGCCACGACCUCGACCACCCAGGAUACAACAACGCCUACCAGAUCAACGCUCGCACCGAGCUCGCCCUGCGCUACAACGACAUCUCCCCGCUGGAGAACCACCACUGCGCCGUGGCCUUCGAACUGCUGGAGGAGCAUGAAAGCAACAUCUUCCGAAACUUGACCAAGGAGCAGUACAAGAGAGUCCGUGAGGGCAUGAUCAAGUGCAUCUUGGCGACAGACAUGGGGCGACACAACGACAUCCUCGCCUCCUUCAACGCCAUCUUGCCCACCUUUGACUUCCGCAACAGGGAGCACACGGACGUGCUCAUGAUGAUCAUGAUCAAGGUGAGCGACAUCUCCAAUGAGGCGAGGCCCAUGCAGGUGGCGGAGCCUUGGCUCGACUGCCUGCUGCAGGAAUUCUUCUCUCAGAGCGACGUGGAGAAGCUGGAGGGGCUGCCCGUGUCGCCCUUCAUGGAUCGCGACAAGGUGUCGCGCUCCUCCUCGCAAGUCAACUUCAUCCGCCACGUGCUGCUGCCGCUCUUCGUGGCGCUCGCCACUCUCUUCCCGGCCCUGCAGGAGCAGCUGGUGGAGCCGGUGAGCAAGGCGCUGGAGUAUUACUCCACAAUGGAGCAAGCGCUCCAGCAGCACGGAGGCACCGGCCGGCAGAGCGCGGCCGCGGGACACCAGGCAAGCGCCGGAGAAGCGCCGGUGAACCACGGGGGAAGCGAGGGGGAAUCACGGGACCACCACCUCCAGCCGCGCUGAGUGACUCGUUGAACCAGGCCGAACGGCGACAGGCAGCGCUGGUGCAAGCCGGAGGGUUGGCAAUGCCGGAUCGGUCCGAACCACUCGGAUCCCUGCUGCUCCCAACUCGCACCAGCAGCAGCCCUCCAUAGCCUGCUGGUGCAAACCCCCUGCUCGGAUCGUAGCUUCGUCGGGCAGGCGUCGCUCACACCCCUGGUAUCGUGCGUGCAAACGUUGUCUGUGGAAAUGUGUGGAUGUGCGAU
This is a messenger RNA of Lethenteron reissneri (Far Eastern brook lamprey), 1903 nucleotides long. RefSeq names its product high affinity cGMP-specific 3',5'-cyclic phosphodiesterase 9A-like. Gene Ontology annotation, biological process: signal transduction. NCBI's taxonomy places the organism in Eukaryota, Metazoa, Chordata, Hyperoartia, Petromyzontiformes, Petromyzontidae. Gene Ontology annotation, molecular function: 3',5'-cyclic-nucleotide phosphodiesterase activity. The record is from RefSeq and is a predicted model, not a curated record.